CCUAUACUUUAUGAUUAAUUUACGUCACAGGAUUCAAUAUGUAUACGAAAAUCCUGGAUACGUAUAACGAAAUUUUACGAGGUGGUUUUGUAAACGUUACACUUUAUAAUUAGGUUUGUCGAAAAGAGUCGACCGCUAAGAAUUAAUGUACAUAAUAUGAACCGUUUGGAUGAUCCUCCGGGUCUCAUGAAAGGCAGAAAACCAUCUUUCAUUGGAAUGAACGGGGGCCCAGAAACAGAUGAUCAGCAGCGCUUAAGAUUUCAGGUUGAGUUAGAAUUUGUCCAGUGUCUUGCUAAUCCAAACUAUUUAAACUUUCUAGCACAGCGUGGAUACUUCAAGGAUUCAACAUUCAUUAACUAUCUUAAAUAUUUAUUAUAUUGGAAAGAACCAGAAUAUGCAAAGUAUUUAAAAUAUCCUAUGUGCUUGUACUUCCUAGACUUAUUACAAUACGAACACUUUAGAAGAGAAGUAGUGAAUUCUCAGUGUACAAAAUUUAUAGAUGAUCAACAGAUUUUAUUAUGGCAACAUUAUACCAGACGUAGAACAAGACUGUUACAGACAGCUGCAGAGCAAACGCAACAUACAAAUCCUCAGAACAAUGAUUUCCAAACUUAAAAAAUUUAAAGGUUUCUAAUAAUGGGGGACCUGGCCUAUCUUUAAAAAAGAAUCUGAUUUUGGACGAGUGAUGCUGAAACCUGAAUAGCUGUUCAUAAAUGUUUAUGACUGUUUGUGCUUGGAAAAAGCACAAGUCAGUGGAAAAAGUGGAAAAUUAUUGAAGAUAUUAAUAGAUGCUGUGGAUUUCACCAAUUUUAACCGAGGCGAGACGGCGAGGAAAAGUUGUGUCGCGGAGACCGAACAAAGUGUCAUCGGUGAGGGUGAAGCACGCACUAGCCGAACAGGAGAAUCCUCUUUCUCUCGAAGGAUAGCACGAAAGAGGAACUGAUUCCAAGCCUUGUUGAAUCGGACAAGGACAGAUACGCGUACUAUUGUUUCAUGCUUGACGACACGUAUGUAUCCCAUUAACGCACCCACGUCACGGGAAAACGAUCUUCUGUCAAUAAUAAUCGAUUUUUAAAUUGACGUAACAUGAAUUUUGCAUUUCGAGGAAAUGUACGUUUGUAACACCAUUUCCGCUCGUGUCUAGACAGACUGGAAGAGGACUAAUGGUUGUUGAAGUAAUGUAAUGAUACAUGGCACGCAGUAGCUACAAACUUAAAUAAUAGCCCGACUAGGUCUAUGAACUCUUGACGCCCGCUUGCUUCAUUCUCUCCUCACCUGUAUAGGUUGCAAUAGAAAGUUCCAUUGAUAGGUAAAUGGUUUGGAAAGGGCUCUAAAGCCCUAUGGAGAAAUUUCCGGUUUGCAGAGAACGAGAAUGAUGGUUGUGCCCAUAAUUAAAUGCAGAAACUGUUGAGAAAGCAUAAAAAUUUAUCCGGUGACGUCUUCCUCAGCAUGUCAUACUUAGAGCACGGUUAUCUUGAUGAAGGAGGGGAGUACCAAUCAUCAUAGUCCAGCGACGGUGUUUCCUUCGUUUCUGGAACUGUUUCUGUAUGCAGAGUACAUCACGUCCGGUCCCGAGCGCAUCCUGCCUUUCAUUAAAGGUUCCUCCUCCUCCUCGUGUUGGCUCGAUCGCUGAUUCCAAAGGAAACCAUCGGUACCAGCUGAAUCCUCCUCUCUUGUCUUAGCCACAAAUCGGACUUUGUCAUUAGCAUCGUCAUUCGUGGCCGUUGAUCGUACCCUCGGUCAUCGUCACGAUGCCUCUGAACGACUUUCAUUUCCAUUCAAUAGUUGGAAUACGUCGAUUGUCCGCCAUUAUUGGUAAUCGGCUAUUUUAGAUGAUUUUCAUAUAUUUCAUUUAGAUAAUGAAUAUACUUUACUUAACAAAUAUACAGUAAACAACAAAACUAUACCAACGUGAGAUAAAAGAAUUACAACCUGGUUAUAAUUUUACAUUUCAGUUCAAGAAAUUUACCGAAAACGAGAUGUAAAUUUUAAAAUCUGAAAAUUUUGGAAACAAUUAACGUUUAUCUAUUUCUACAACAGUAUAUUUAUCUACAGCGGACGUUAAUCUUUCAUCAAUAAACUUAAAUAGUAGAUAAAUAAGACUCAUUAGAAUGGCGGAUGAUUAACGCACAGUUUAAUGCUCGUAAACGAUUCAAUGGUAAUCAAAGCACCAUUCCAAGCAUAAAUGAUAAUGGUGCAGUGACGACAAUGAACCAUAAAUUCAAAAACUUCACUAAUGUCGAUCAAACGAAAAUAAAACGUAAGAAAUAAA
This is a messenger RNA of Osmia bicornis bicornis, 2272 nucleotides long. It is a transcript of the gene MED31, whose product is annotated as mediator of RNA polymerase II transcription subunit 31. The record is from RefSeq and is a predicted model, not a curated record. Lineage: Eukaryota; Metazoa; Arthropoda; Insecta; Hymenoptera; Megachilidae. Bases 157 to 615 code for a protein of 152 amino acids. Gene Ontology annotation, molecular function: transcription coregulator activity. Gene Ontology annotation, biological process: regulation of transcription by RNA polymerase II. Gene Ontology annotation, cellular component: core mediator complex; mediator complex. The transcript is spliced from 8 exons.